CUCUUUGAUAAAAAAAAAACCUUUUUGUUUUAAUAGAAAUGGAUUCAGCAGAUCAAGCAAUACAUUCUUUAUUUGCUGGCACAGCAAGCGAGCUCCAUUUACUGACAGCUGUCGAACUCAUCAAUAAUGCCACGGUCGAAACACACCCCAACCCAGACACCAAAGAAACACACUUACUUGCUAAACAAGCCUUACGUUACCUACGCAUGGAAGCAGCCAAAGGUGAUGUAGAAGCAAAGAUUAAACUGAGCACAAUACUAGAUCGAAGAGACCUUGGUAAUGUUCUGAUUCAACGUGAUUCACAAGAAGCCACUUUAUGGGCCAGAAGUGUAUUUGACCGUCGACUUUCAGCAGCUUUAGCUCCUUGCGUCUCUGAGCUGAUUGUGUUGACUGAGCAAGACAACACUAUGGGUCUUUUAGAACGCAUCAUUCAACGAGCUCAAGUUCAAUGGACUGAAGGAGACGAUAAAAAACAAAAGAAGAUAUUAAAGCAUAUAUGUUACUUGGUCGGUGUCUUGUAUGUGGAUGGUACAGGCAUUGAUCAAGAUAUACCGCGUGGUGUCACUUUCUUGACCAAGGCCUCUGAAUUAUCUCAUGAGGGCGCCGGUGUAGAACUGGCAAAGAUAUUGGGCGACCCUUUUAAAUACCCCAAGCAAUACAACAUCGAAAAGAGUUUAGAAUUGUAUGAAUCCGUAGCUGAAAAUCAACAAUCAAGACGCAAUGGCAAUAAUAGUACGGAUUCAAGAGCUCUGAUUGACUUGGCCAGAGUGUAUUAUGAGGGAAGUGAAACCAUUCCACGAAACAUUGAAAAGGCGUAUAAAUAUGCUCGUCGUAUUGCUGAAAGUAUUGGUGAACAGUACUGUCAGUUUAUUGUGGGCGAUGUCUUGUUACACCCACCACCCACACAGCCUGCAAUGAAGCAAGAUAUUCAACAGGCGGUCUUUUGGUUGACUCAAUCAGGAGAACAAGGUUUCCCAUUAGCGAUUGAAACAUUGAGCAAAAUUUAUUUUGAAGGAAAAGUCAAAGGUAUCAAGAGAGAUUAUGAACAAGCUCAUCUUUGGUGCUUAUUGGGUGAUGAUAUCUGGCCAUCCGGUCUAGGUUAUUGUCAGACGUGCUUAGGCGAUAUGUACAGGCAGGGUCUGGGUGUACCUAAAGACUUGAUUAAAUCAUUUGAAUAUUAUCAAAAAGCUGCAAGUCAGCAAGAUGCCCCACAAAAUUAUGCAAGAUAUAUGCUGGGAGAGAUGUUCUUUAAGGCAGAUGGUUGGAAUCACAAUUUAGCUCUUGCUGCUGAUUACUACAAGAUGGCUGCCAAUGAAAAUUACGAGCCAGCUUUAAAGCGUAUGGCUGAACUAAAUGCCAUUCAGGAAGAAAACAAGAGGUCUUUGGAAAAGGCUUCUAGUAAAAGAAAUCAAUGGAAAAUUUGGUCCAUUUUUGGUACCAGAAGAAAAGCAACAGCAUAAAUUAUAACAAUACCCCCACUUCUUAAUACAUUCGCAUUUCAUGAUAAAUAUACCAUUGUAGAAAUAGUUUCUUUUAUUCUUUCUUUCUACUGGAAAAAACACAACAUUUUAAUUUAUUUUACCCUUAUUUACAGUGUUUACACUUCAAAUUCAGACAACAUCAGUUUUUUUUCAGACAAAUAAAAAUUCACUUUCAAACAUU
This is a messenger RNA of Mucor mucedo, 1662 nucleotides long. RefSeq lists its product as uncharacterized. Gene Ontology annotation, molecular function: protein binding. NCBI's taxonomy places the organism in Eukaryota, Fungi, Mucoromycota, Mucoromycetes, Mucorales, Mucoraceae. The coding region runs from base 39 to 1460 and encodes 473 amino acids. The transcript has 4 exons. The record is from RefSeq and is a predicted model, not a curated record.